UGGCAAAAUGGUGUCAUACGGUUUCUUAACAGUUGCGAUCAUAGCUUUGAUUGGCGGUGUAAGUUGUUUCCCCGAGAAUCGUGUGGUAAAUGGCACUGACUCCGAUAUUACCGAAUAUCCUUUUAUAGUGUCCAUGCGUAACCCCUCUGGCUCUCAUUCGUGCGGUGCCAGUAUCAUUGCACCACGUUGGAUUCUAACAGCUGCCCAUUGUGUAAGUGGACGUGUAGCCAGCCAAUUGAGCAUUCAAUAUGCCACCACUAAGAUAAGUGCGAAUGGUGCCAAUGUUAUUGGUGUUAAACGUAUCAUUAUGCAUGAGAAAUAUAAUCCUUCGGAUUCUUAUGCCAACGAUAUUGCUCUGUUGGAAUUAACCGGCUCAUUGGUUUACAACUACAAGACCAUUGCGCCAGUGACAUUGCCUGAUCCUUAUUAUGAAAUUGAUCAGGUGCCAGAAGGUGUUCCGGGUGUUUUGGCUGGUUGGGGCUUGAAUUCGACAUUUGGCAGUAUUCAAACUCAUUUACAAUCGGUCGAAUUGAAAAUUUAUUCCGAUGCCGAAUGUCAACGCAGGCACAAUAAUGAAACCACCAGUCAUCAUCUUUGUGGCGGUGUCGAUGAAGGUGGUAAGGGUCAAUGCAAUGGAGAUUCCGGUGGUCCUCUAGUCCAUAAUGGUUCCCUUCAACUGGGCAUUGUCUCAUGGAGUGUUAAGCCUUGCACUGUGGCUCCCUAUCCUGGUGUGUACACCAAGGUUUCUCAUUAUGUGGAUUGGAUUUAUGAAAAAAUGCGCCAAGUGUAAAUAAUGAAAUGAAAGUAAAU
Stomoxys calcitrans (stable fly) is the source of this 810-nucleotide messenger RNA. RefSeq names its product trypsin 3A1. NCBI's taxonomy places the organism in Eukaryota, Metazoa, Arthropoda, Insecta, Diptera, Muscidae. Bases 8 to 790 code for a protein of 260 amino acids. The record is from RefSeq and is a predicted model, not a curated record. The transcript is spliced from 2 exons. Gene Ontology annotation, molecular function: serine-type endopeptidase activity. Gene Ontology annotation, biological process: proteolysis.